CGGCGAAUCAGUUGUUUGAACGACGAGCAAGUGAUGGUUGUGUAGCUUCUCUAAAGCUUCGCCGGCUCAUUUAACGUAAUCUUUUGUUCCGUUGAACUGACCAGAACAUUUUCCUCUCCUUCUUCAUCACCAGAUUACCAACAGUAGUGGUUUUCUUUUUCUUUUAUAAAACUGUGUUUAUAAGAGAAAUACCUUUUUCAAUUUGAAAUGGAGGUGCUACCGUGUCCGGUGAAUGUGAAUUUCAGCAACAACAGAGCUGGAUAUGCUACUGAAGAGUUGGAUGGUGCUUGCCAGGCGUUGGCAAGGCGAUUGGAGGUUGAACUCAGGGCAGCUAAACAUGCCCAGCUCGCUUGCGGCGAAGUCUUACUGCCUGCUGAUCUUCUUCCCAGAAUUGCAGGAGAAGUGCUCGCCAUGGCUGAGAACGAGCCUUGUGGUCUUAGAGGCUGCACGUUAUUCAUAAGCUUCGAAAAUGACAGCUUUUGCCGAAAGCUUUCCAGAGUGCAGUGCGACCCCAGUGCGAUUUCCACGUUUGAGCUCUACCUAACUCUCAAACAAGAUCACACCUCAUGGCAUAUUCUGCUGCCACAAUUUCUCAAAAAUCUUACUCGUGGUGGAACAAUAAUGAUUAGCAGAGAUUUCACUCUGGAAAAAAAGAAGCUGUACCGAUCUUACCAGCAAGACCAUUGAGCCCGUUGUUGAUUCAAAUGAGUGAAAUGAACAACUUCUCAAUGAGUGAGAAUACAUUAACAACGGAUCACAAACUUAACACGUGCCAGUUGGUAUGGACACUCUUUGAUACAGCCCACACAUCUCCAACUGUUGGAAGGUCUUCUUAUCCUCACGGGCAGCGAGUAAUAACCACGCAGAGGUCCAUAAAUAGAAGAUACAAAAACUGAGAGAGGAGAGACUGCAGCUGGAAUAUUUAAUGGUACAUAAAAAUUUUGAAAAUUGUCUUAUAAUAUUGCUAUGGUUAGGAUUUUAAAACCAUCGUCGUUGUGAGGUAACACAUUUUGAAUAUGUUUUGAUUAAUCGAUAUGAAACCGGGAGAGAUGAUCAGCUGCAAUGUAUCGGAAACAUAUUUAAUCUAAUAGUAGGAAUAUAUUGUGAUAGAGAAAACAAAUUAUAGUAGUAGCGUCAGCUCUUCUGAGAAGAGGUAUAAUGUCUUCGUUAAGGAAGAUGCAUCAUUAAGACUUUUAACAAAUUUCACGUGAUAUGUAGUGUAAAAGUGAUGUUUUAUUAUAUAUAUAUAUUAGUCGUCUAAGUAGGCUAGGUUUAGUUACUUCAAGUGCAGGUCGUGGACCAUGAUAUCUAUCGUUCAUUCUGAUAAAAGUUGUAUAAUCUUUUACCGGCUGCUACAAAUCAUCCACAUUCACAAUUUCGCGCAAUUCAUAUUGUUUUUCCAAAUCACGGACUUGUCCAAUUUUCUCGUUUCGUUUCUUGGUUUGUUUUUCUCAUUUUUUUCUUCUUUUUUUUUUCCGUGAAUCAUGUCAGUGAUCGUAGAGUGUUUAAUAAUUUUUUGUUUUCAUUCUUUUCUACUUUUCAUUUAUACGUGUAAACGACUGUCCUUAGCGUAGUUUUUAAAACCGUACCUGUGGAUUCAAUUAAACGAACCAGUGUCAAAAAAAUAAUUUUGAGGUGUUUCGAUCGAUCGAUCGAGCGAGCGAGCGAGCGGACGAACGAACGAACGAACGAAUGCUUUGUUUAGAUGUUUUUCUUUCCUUUUUUUUUUCAAAUAUUUUUUUUACACUUAUUACGAUAAUCUCGAUUUUUUUUAUAUAUUAUCCGCCGUAGGGAAAGGUAAUACCGACCCGUUGGUGGUAUUGUGAUAUUAAAAAAAGCAAGUGUGAUUAAUAUAAGUUUUAAGGUUUUUUUUUCUCCUGCUAAUUUCGGAGCUGUGCGAUGAAUAUGCGGCUGUCAGUAUGCCAUUUGAAGCAAUAAAAAAAAGUAAAUAUGAAGAAGAAAAAAAUUAAAUUCGUUACUUGCAUCUAUUCUACAUAGGACCGAAUGGAAAAUCAAUAGUAAAUUUGAAGUCAAAUGUUCGAACGACUGUGGUCGUUGAGGGCAUGCAAAAUACCGUACAUGAUUCUAACAGCUGGCCAUUGUGGUGCCUCGUCUAUUUGAUUGGUUAAAAUUUAUCAAAUCAGACGGAUGGCCUCCGAAUUUCAAUAUAUGUGAUCUUAUAUCAUUAUUAUGAUUAUCUAGAAACAGAUUAUAGAAUGCUAUUGUCUAUAUUUUAUACUGAGUUAAAAAUUCUAUGAAGAUAAUAACAAAAAAUACAAAUAAAAGAUGAAAAAAAUAAUACAACAAAUUAUAAAAUAUAUAUCUACAUAUAUACGUAUAUAUUUAAGAAUAUAUAUAUGUAUGUAAAAUAUUUAAUUUUUCACACAACGAUAUUACGAUAAAGUAUUUAUAUCUGCAUAGCACGCACAGAUGCGGAAUGAUGUUUGUAACGACAAUUUCUGGACAAUGACUCCUGCGCGAUUGUGUCUUCGGUUCACCUAAAUGUGUACAGGUUUAAAUGGAGGUUUAUAUAUACCCGUAAAACCUUCGGUAAGAUUUACGGGUAUUAAAACCGACAGAACCGAAUUCUCUCGCGCAGAGAGACCGAGACCGAGAGAGAAAGAGAAAGUAAAAUCUUCCGGGUAUUUGAAUCGAACUUCUGUACGCAUUUGCAGGCUCUUUGAUAAUUUUGUAUAAGUCGUGGUUACAAGCUUCCGUGUUUGGCGAUGGUCGUUAUGACGAGCGAAAGACACUGAAGCAUAAUUUCGCGUUGCACUUCUAAUUAACUUAUGUAAAUACGUAUAUAAUUUUCGCAAUUUUUUUUGUUUCCAUUUUUCUCGUUUUUUUUCUUGACGGAUAUCUUGAAGUAUUGGUACUAGAAUAAUAGAUAACACAGUUCAUGACAGUAUUGUAUCUUAACCAAAUUUCUGUUUCUCCUUGUCGAAAGAACUCAGUUGAAGCAGUCAUCAUAAGUUAAUGGGGUCUUAGAGAAAUAUUUUUUCGUCCAAAUGGUUAACGGGCAGAAAAAUACUUCGCUAAAACACCAAAGAGACAACAACA
Messenger RNA from Diprion similis, 3060 nucleotides. RefSeq names its product protein charybde-like. The transcript has 4 exons. Lineage: Eukaryota; Metazoa; Arthropoda; Insecta; Hymenoptera; Diprionidae. The record is from RefSeq and is a predicted model, not a curated record. The coding region runs from base 208 to 687 and encodes 159 amino acids. Gene Ontology annotation, biological process: negative regulation of signal transduction; regulation of TOR signaling; apoptotic process. Gene Ontology annotation, cellular component: cytoplasm.